Molecule: messenger RNA, 5114 nt
Organism: Hippoglossus stenolepis (Pacific halibut)
Lineage: Eukaryota; Metazoa; Chordata; Actinopteri; Pleuronectiformes; Pleuronectidae
Gene: elk4
Product: ETS transcription factor ELK4
Exons: 5
Coding region: 238-1665 (475 amino acids)
Biological process (GO): regulation of transcription by RNA polymerase II; cell differentiation
Cellular component (GO): nucleus
Molecular function (GO): DNA-binding transcription factor activity, RNA polymerase II-specific; sequence-specific DNA binding
Source: RefSeq, a predicted model, not a curated record
UUUGAAAUGUACGAGGAUCAAUGAACGCAACAUAAUUUCCUGUACAGAGGAUAUAUCGUCGGCUCGAGCCAAAGCCAGUUAAAUGUAUUUCACGUUCAGGUAUUUGCUUGACACUCGGUUAGAAAGUUGUUUCCUGCGCUAUGGCGGAGUAACAGGCUUUUCAGACAUGUUUGGGGAAUAUCUGGACGCGGCUCGACGACUUGGAAAUCCUGCGGGCUCUACGAGCGAGUGAGAGACAUGGACAACUCUGUCACCCUGUGGCAGUUCCUACUCCAGCUCCUAUUGGAUUCCAGUAAUGACCAACUCAUCUGCUGGACCAAUGAGGAAGGGGAGUUCAAGCUGCGGCAGGCGGAGGAGGUUGCCCGGCUGUGGGGUGCUCGAAAAAACAAGCCCAACAUGAACUAUGACAAACUGAGCAGGGCCCUCAGAUACUACUACGACAAGAACAUCAUAAAGAAGGUGAAUGGUCAGAAGUUUGUCUAUCGCUUUGUGUCCUAUCCUGAAAUCCUGAAAGGAGAUGUGGCUACCCGAACAGAUGGUGGGGAUGUGGGUGGUGGGGGCAUUCCACCCUUAACAAGAAGGGACAGCAUCCUACAGGAGGGUGAGUCUGGUGAUGGAGGCAAGGAAGGAGGUAGCACAGGGGCUCUGGGCUCAAGCACCAAGCAGUCAAACCGUAACGACUACAUCCACUCAGGCCUGUACACGUCCUUCACACUCAACUCGCUACAAAAUGGACGCCAGCUCUUCAAGUCCAUCAAAAUGGAGAACCCAGCAGAGAAGAUGGCAGACAAGAGGGGUCUCACUGCCACAGCCCAGAGCCAGCCACAACAGCCAACUGCUUUGCCGUCUGUCAUCAAGUUUGGAAACACCCCUUCGAAACCAGCACUAGCAUUGCCUCCUCAGGUUGCCAUAGAGCCAACCAUUGUGUCCAACCACUUCAAUCCUCUGCAAGCUCCGCCCCGGAAGUUUGAAGAAAUCAGCACACACUCCUCCCUGCCCCACCAUUCUGUCUUCUUAUUUGAACACAUCCGCCCAUCAGAAUCAACGUUCAGCUUAUCAGAACUGACGUCAGCCAGCCCAUCCCCAAGCUUAGUGCCUGACUCCUCUCAGGAACUGGUGAUUGACAGCGACAUCGAGUCUGGAUCAUCUCAGCACAGAAAUGCUAAGGCGGCAGAGCUGAGAGACGCUCAGGCACAGGAGAAGCAGGUGGACAGCGGCACCGCUCUGUCUGGAGAUGAGAUCAGUUUUGUGGAUGCUGAAACCAGUUCAUCCUCAGUGAGCAGCUCUACCACAUUCAGCACUCAGAGUUUAGGAAAGACACGCAAGCCGCCGAAAAUCCUGCAGAUCAGCCCACCUGCUCUGCUGGUCACCACGUCCGACUUCUCCCCCAUGAACCUCUGCAGCCCCUCACUACCUACUGCAUCUCUCACACCAGCAAUGCUACAGACUCCCACACUGUUGCUGACUCCCAGUCCUCUGCUGUCCAACAUCCACUUCUGGAGCACGCUCAGUCCUGUCGCUCCACUCAGCCCAGCCACACGGCGCCAGGGAGGACACCUGUUCCAGUUUCCGUCGGUCCUCACCUCCCAGUUCCAGAUCCCUGUACUCAGCACAGAUGGGACCAACACGCCUGGCCCCAUUUCACCAGACCCUCAAAAGACAUAGAGUUCAACCGCCCAUAGCAUCACCAUGUUUGGACCCAGACAGUCAAACUCUCCCAAACCCACCACUCCAGAGCUCCAUCUCCUGCUCCCACAUCCAGGACACUAAUGUGGGAGCUCCGUCAUGACCUUCCCCCUCACACUGGUGCUUUAAAGUUCACUACAAUCUGCUGUGUGGAGGGAGGAGCUGAGGAGUCCAGGUUUGAUGGAUGAAGGUAACACGUUCAUAGCAUUUAGCAUUUACAGCCUGAGGAUGCCAUACUGCACUCACACACUGACGCCGCUGCUCUGUAAGCACUUACAUAGUAUUUUUGUCUGGCUUUUUGGGAUCCUCAGUCACACCAGUUCAAAGGCGGGAGGAAUUUCCAUGGCAACUGUGUGCAUGUGGAUCGGACCCUCGUCAGCCACAAGCUGCUUCACUCUUGGACACACAAGACCAGUAAAAUUGCAGAUAUCUCAACCUUUCCUUUAGAGCUCCCUUCUUAUCUUGUGCAACAGUUACUGCCACGAAAAAAGCUCUUUGGUUUUUCUGUUAUCGGUUCCCAACCAAUUUUCUCCUCUGCUGACACUCUGCUCCUUUUUGUUGCACUGUCCUUAUACUCAUGUACCUGGCAUGUGAAACUAAAGCUCUUUAAUCUUCAACCUGAACUUCAGUGUCAAGCCUUGCCUUCAGCUGCUCUGCAUUGUUAUAGCCAUAUCCAACAGGACUUUUACCUUGACUGUCUUAUUGUGACGUGUGGCCAUAGUCCAAGCUGAACCUUGAAUCACGCCUCUAUGUAACUGUUCUAGUGUGUGUAUACAGUAGAAUAGCCCUGAAAGCCAGUGUGGCCUGGUCUGCCUCCAGCCAGAAAGCUUUCAAUGACACAAAGUGAAGCCAUAACCCUUUCUGAGCAUCGACUCUGCAAUUAGAAACUCACAAACCCUGUACGUCUUACUGCUCUGAUGUUGCCUUUUUAACUUAACCAUUAAUUGGUAAAGGCAGACAUAAUUCACUUAUCAUGGUAGAGAUGACAGUUUCAAGUUAUGAAAAAAAAAAUACGUAUUGAAAUGGCAAAUUUUCUAAGAAUACAGUAGUUUGACAUGUUGAAGAAUACAGUUGAGAGUUAAAUGAGAGGAUUGAUUCACAGCUAUCAUGUUUGACCAGGAAACAUGUAGCUUCCUUAACUUAGCCUAGCACAAAAGCUGGAAAUAGGUAAAUGACUAGUUUAGCUUAGUCUGAGAGUAACAAAACCUCUUCAGCUCACCAAUAAACACUAUUAUUUGUGUGUUUUAAUACAAAAAUGUAAAAACACCACUUUUUAUUGGGAGGCAAAGGGACGGUGACUGUCCCGGAUGUUGCCUGGCAGCUACAAAUCCUAAUAUUUACAAAAUCCCAAUUGAAAAAAACAACAUGCUGUCUCCAGCUAUAUAGCUACUUACAGUAUAGACAGACAUGAGAGAGAGGUUUCGACCUUCUUAUCUAAUUUGUGGUAAAGCAUGCUCAGUGUAUUUUACCUACAUGUCUAUUCUGGAAGUGACAGCAGAAAAAAUUGUUCCUCGUGAAUCAAAAUCACAGCAGACCUUUGAACCUUGUUCAUUAUCCACAGGUCAGUUUCCUUUAUUCUUUUAAAUUAACGAGCUUUGACGUUUUAUUGCUUGCAGUUUCAGUGCAGCUACUGAAACCCAGACUGAACCUCCUCAUCUUAGUAGCUGGACUCUUUCACUUUAGCGACUCUGAAAUACAUUGACCUUUAAUCACGAGGAUGUAGAAAUGUUAUAGAACUUUCAAGCACCUUCCUGUCCCCUAAAUCUUUCUCGUCGAGAUGAUCAGCCAUGAAAGGUCUGCACCUGUUUUCUACACGACUUUGAAGCCAUAACUCUGAGACACAGACUCACGAGGUAGAUCCCAACUUUCUAUGCUAUUAAACAUGGAUAUUGUACAUUACGCUUGUUUACACGAAACAUGUAACACACGAGUGAGUGUGUUUACCCAAGUGUCACUUUCUAACCCAGGGAUGGAUGACCAAUGAAUCUUUUGGGGGGGGACUUUGCUCACUUUUACUUAACCUACAGACAUUAUCCUCCCCCCAACCUGCCGUCCAUCAAUGAUACAUGGUGCCUUACCACAGCCAAGCUCAAGUUUCCCUCCCCAAAGUGGACAGAGUACAGAUUUAAAGGUAAACGACAGCGCUCCUGUUUGUUUUUAUGCCAUAUCUUUGAGUAUACCAAACCAGAGGCCAGAGGAAGUUUGAAAUAAAACUUCACGGGGAUGUUGAGUCUGGUGAGUUCACCGCUACAUUGCGUGUGCUGCAAUGUUUUAAGGUUGCCUCACUCGACAUACAGACGGCAGCGUGGGUUAAUAUGCACAGCACGUAAAACUGAACCUGGCCAAAUUUUAAGAGUUGGCAACCAUGUCUCUAUCCAACCUGCUUCUGAAUCUUUGUGAUAACAGAUCUACUCAGAAAAUAUAUAAAUAUAUAUAUAUAGGGUAAAAACCUAUAUCAUUUUUGUGUAAUCUUUUAUUUUCCUGUAACACCAAUAGAAUUUUAAGAUUAAUUUCUAUUUUUGUAAUGGCCAGAUAGGUAGAAGUCUGCUAUUUUGGUGUCUCUGAUUUAAUGUUCUCUCUGUGCAUGUGUUUUUCAAUAUGUUGUUAUCCUCUUGUGGAGGUGGGCAGCCGUGGCCCCGUGGUGGUGUUGGCUAUUUUUUUUUUUAUUAAAGGAAAUCAAAGCCUUAUGGGGAGAAAUCUAAAUCCAUGUUUUUAUAUGUGAUGUGUUUUGAUAUAGUGUUGAUAUUGUACAUGCAGAUGUUGUGAUGAAACGUUUGCACUUAAAAAUGUGGGGGUUCCUGUAGUAUUGGAUUCUGUGGCUUUUCUAUGACUCAGAUUUAAUGACAUGUUGUUGACGUUUGCUUAUUGAGAAAUGUAUAUUUUCCCGAAGGGAGGAUACAGUUAUGCACUUAGUAUUUUAUACCACAAAACAAGAGUUCAAUCAAAUAUUCUACAGCACAUAUCAUGUAGUUUACUUCACCUUCAUUGUAAUUUGGCAGUACAAUAUUUAUUUAUUUGAAUUUACAUUUGAGCCCGAUAGAUUUGGUCGCUUAUAUUGCAGGGUUAGGGUUAGGGUUAGAGUAACCCUAACCCUAACCCUGCAACCCUACUAUAAAAUAGAGGGAAAAUAACCCAUGAAGCCCAUUUAAAAGUUUCCCCCAUCAAGACGUGUCAUGAGCAUAUUUGUUUGUUUGUAUUUUCUGAUGAUAUUUUUCCUUCAGCUUAUCUUGAAUUGUAAAAUCUUGUUUUAAAAAAAAGAAAUGACAUUGUUCUCGCUUUGUUUUGUCCAGUUAUCUAUUUGUUUGAAGCUUUUUUCAAAUGUUUACAAGCUACUUGUCUUAAGUGGCGUAUUGAUGUGUGACAGGUUAAGAGGAAGUGUUUAUAAUGGAAGAGAUAAGUGAGACCAGUAAUAAAAGAUCUCAAACUGA